This is a messenger RNA of Closterium sp. Yama58-4, 1932 nucleotides long. The record is from the annotation of a GenBank genome assembly. NCBI's taxonomy places the organism in Eukaryota, Viridiplantae, Streptophyta, Zygnematophyceae, Desmidiales, Closteriaceae.
AUGGCGGCGAUUGCUUCCCCUCAGCCUGCUAUGGUGCCUAGCACCCCACCCGAUUCAGCGUUCUCGAAAGCAUGCGAAGUUUCUGAAUUAGUCGAGGUUCAGGAGCUUCGGGGGCAUGACGAUCGCGUGUGGAGCGUCUCAUGGUCGCCGGACGGAGCCCUCCUGGCCUCAUGCAGCGGCGACCGUUGUGUCCGGAUCUGGGGUCGAGAAGCCGGACCGUCAUCCUCUUUCAUUUGCAAGGCAAUUUUGGAAGACACGCACUCCAGGACCAUUAGAUCAUGCGAGUGGUCACCAGACGGAAGGUUCCUCGCAACAGCCAGCUUCGACAACACGGUGGCUGUUUGGGAAAGGACUGGGUCAAACGAUGCCGACUUCGAGUGUCUUGCUGUGCUCGAGGGCCACGAGAGCGAAGUGAAGUCCGUGGCAUGGAACUCCACCAGCUCCCUGCUAGCUACCUGCAGCCGGGACAAGAGCGUGUGGAUCUGGGAGGUGCCAGGUGGCAGCAGCGGAAUGGCUGGACUGAUCGGUGUGGGUCCUGCGUCUGACUUUGACUGUGUGGCGGUGCUGCAUGGGCACACUCAGGACGUGAAGAUGGUGCGCUGGCACCCCAAGCAUGACUGGCUCGUGUCUGCCAGCUAUGAUGACAGCAUCAAGGUCUGGGCUGCGGAGGUGGAGGGUGAAGACGAUUGGUCAUGCGUGCAGACGCUUGAUGCUGCAUCUGGGGCAGGGCACUCGUCCACAGUCUGGGCUAUCUCCUUUGAUGCUACAGGACACUACAUGGCAUCCUGCAGUGACGAUCUGACCGUUAAAAUCUGGGAUACAAGUCGGGAGCCAUCGGAUGUGAGGACCUCAGAAGGGAGUUCAGGGAGCAAGCCUUCAGCAAAGGGAUGGUCACAUGUGUGUACACUUUCAGGCUUCCACGACCGCACCAUCUUCCAUGUUGACUGGUCGAUGGUUCAUGGGUUGAUUGCCACAGCAGCAGGAGAUGACUGCAUACGAGUCUUUUCUUUCUCCGGCCUCCCUCGCUCAGAGCCUGAUGCUGACAGAGAGGGGAGUGGCGAGGAGGCAGGGGAGGCAGGGGCAGCAGGGGUGGUAGGGGCAGCAGGGGUGGUAGGGGCAGCAGGGGUGGUAGGGGCAGCAGGGGUGGUAGGGGCGGCAGGGUUGGCCGAGGAGGCGGGAAGCAGGCCCCAGCUGUUGAUCCGGAAGACGCAUGCACAUGGCACAGAUGUGAACUGCGUGAGAUGGAACCCCAAGAAUCCCCAUCUGCUGGCAUCAGGGGGAGAUGAUGAGAUGGUGAAGAUCUGGGAGCUUAGAGCCACGUGGCUGCUGCAUUGCCCUCCCAGAGAUAAUUCAGCAUCCUCAGCAGUCGCAACAGCUGCAGCAGCAGAGGCGGCAGCAGCAGCAGCAGCAGCAGCAGCAGCAGCAGCAGCAGCAGCAGCAGCAGCAGCAGCAGCAGCAGCAGCAGCAGCAGCAGCAGCAGCAGCAGCAGCAGCAGCAGCAGCAGCAGCAGCAGCAGCAGCAGCAGCAGCAGCAGCAGCAGCAGCAGCAGCAGCAGCAGCAGCAGCAGCAGCAGCAGCAGCAGCAGCAGCAGCAGCAGCAGCAGCAGCAGCAGCAGCAGCAGCAGCAGCAGCAGCAGCAGCAGCAGCAGCAGCAGCAGCAGCAGCAGCAGCAGCAACAGCUGACGUGCUAGAGCUAGCAGAAGUCCCUCUCGCUGAGGUCCCUCCCACGACGACUGGAGAUCCAUGGAGCGCAAUGCUCGUCUUCACGCGGCUGUUGUGGGAGGCAGGUGAGUCAGCUGUUCGCCUGUCAUGGAGGAUUUCUCUAACUGAAGCCCCUUCCACGCGCGCUGGAGCGUGCUGGAGAGCAAUGCAGGCUCUCAUGCGGCUGCUGUGGCACUUAGCGGCAGACAUGGACGAAGCGCUGUUCUCUUAG